This is a messenger RNA of Xenopus tropicalis (tropical clawed frog), 989 nucleotides long. It is a transcript of the gene arf11l.2, whose product is annotated as ADP-ribosylation factor-like 11 gene2. The record is from RefSeq and is marked validated. Lineage: Eukaryota; Metazoa; Chordata; Amphibia; Anura; Pipidae. Gene Ontology annotation, molecular function: GTP binding; GTPase activity. Gene Ontology annotation, biological process: establishment of cell polarity.
CAUGGGCGUCCGCAGAAAAUUUUCCAAGGGGGGGCAAGUAAGCUAGCAUCAUCCUGCAACAGAUAAAUAUAUAUAUAUAUAUUUUUUUUUGCAGGAUGAUACUAGGGGAGGCUAAAUAUGGCCCAUACACAGACUGACCUACGGCUAAUGUGACACUUAGUGGAUUCACUGCUGACGUAAAAAGUUAACCUCCCAACUACCUCUUGCCGUUCCCACUGACUCCCAGGGAUACUGUACAAAAGUGCGGGUGGGGGUGCUUUUUUUUUUUACCCUAAAAUGUUUAGUAUUAGUAGUAAAAGUAUUCAUACGCGCACUUCUGUUAGGGGAUCUGCAAACAUUUGUGUUUGGGAUCAGUUAGCUUAAAGGGGUAGUUCGCAUUCGAAUUCACUUUUAUUUUUAAUGGUUUUUCAGUUAUUUAGCUUUUUGUUCAGCAGCUCUCCAUUUGGUAUUUCAGCAGCUAUCUGGUUGCUAGGGUCUUAUUUACCCUAGCAACCAGGUAGUGAUUUAAACAAGAGAUGGGAAUAUGAAUAGUUAAGGGGCCUACUUGGAAAAAUAAGUAAUACAAAAUUAUAAUAAUAAUAAAAUUGUAGCCUCGCAGAGCAAUAUUUUUUGGCCCCCAUUUGAAAUCUGUAUAGAGGCAGAAGAGAAAGGCAAAUUAUUCAAAAAAAUUAAUUAGGAAGACCAAUUGCAAAGUUGCUAGGAAUAGGCCAUUUUAUAACAUACUAAAGGUUAACUUAAAAGUGAACCACCCCUUUAGAUGUGUUUAUGUUAGUUUUAUAGCAAGAAAGGCAGUGGGUACUGACUCCCCAUUAUAUACAGUGAGAUGCAGUCCGUAUUUACAAACCCAGCACAUUAUAUGCCAUGAGGAGCAGUGGGUACUGAUGGCAGAUAUUCAGGCCCUGGCACUAUAACACUGGCACGGAUACACAACAUUGGCCCCACUGUAACUUACUAUAAAUGAACAAAACAAUGACAAAAAAAAAAAAAAA